Anoplopoma fimbria (sablefish) is the source of this 3561-nucleotide messenger RNA. RefSeq names its product drebrin-like protein A. The record is from RefSeq and is a predicted model, not a curated record. Gene Ontology annotation, cellular component: cortical actin cytoskeleton; dendrite; actin filament. Lineage: Eukaryota; Metazoa; Chordata; Actinopteri; Perciformes; Anoplopomatidae. The transcript is spliced from 16 exons. Gene Ontology annotation, molecular function: actin filament binding. Bases 196 to 2511 code for a protein of 771 amino acids. Gene Ontology annotation, biological process: neuron projection morphogenesis; positive regulation of dendritic spine morphogenesis; regulation of actin filament polymerization.
AGUCUCCUCCAUGCUGUGAGUGCGCAGCCUGCACAGAUCACUCCAACUUGGAACUUAAAAGUCCACAUUUGCAUGAACCUGCAUUCCUUUGCUGCUGUGUCCUCGACCCUCGGUGUUCUGCAGCAAAAGUGAAGAGAGAACAGUGAAGAGAGCAGCCUCGGGAGUGGUCUGGAAACCUUUUCUUUUUGUGCCAUCAUGAGCUCGCCGACGGUCAACCUUGAUACCUACAGCCUGUCGCUGCUCACGGCCAAAGAGGACAUCCUCAACCCUCGCUCCUCCACCAACUGGGCAUUAUUCACAUAUGAUGGGAUCACCAACAAGCUCAAACUGGCUGACUCAGGAGCGGGUGGUGUGGCAGAGUUGGCAGGGAAGUUUCACAUCUCCAAGCCUCAAUACGGACUGUGCAAAGUGGCAAGUGUGGAGACAGGGGGCCCUCGGAUUGCUAUGAUCAGCUGGGUUGGUCAAAAUGUGGAAGACUUCCGAAGGACAGAAUGUGCUAGUCACAUUCCAGCCAUCAAAAACUUCUUCAAGGAAGCACAUGCAUUCAUUAGUGCAGAGAAAGUAGAGGACGUGACAGAGGAGAAGAUAAGAGCGGAGCUCAGCAAGGCCCAGGCCCAGACUCCUCCACAGUGGGUGAGAAGGAGCUCCAGGGCUGCGGACAAGGAGGAAUUAGUGGGUACGAACUACAGAAAAACGAAUGCUGCAAUGGAGAUGAGACGAAUAAACAGAGACUCCUUCUGGGCACGUGCAGAGCGUGAAGAGGAAGAGAGGAAAGAGGAGGAGAGGAGGCGUGCAACAGAGGAAAGACGCCGCCUUGAAAGAGAAAGAGUUUCAAAGGAGCGGAGGGAUGCAGAAGAGAGAGACAGGAAGAUGAAUGAGAAGCUACAGAUGAUUGAGGAGCAGCGAAGAAAACAGGCUGAGCAAGAAGAAAAGCUGUGCAGAAAGGAGAAAUUUAAAUGGGAUCAGCAGCAGAGGGAGCAUGUGGAAGAUAUGAGGGCUCGUCUUAGAAGGAGUGAGUCCAUAGAGAAAGCAGCAGAGGCAGCAGCAUUAGUGUCCCAGCGCUCCAUGAACCCGAGGGAGUUCUUCAGGCAGUUGUCAUCAUCAUCAUCACAAAGUCCCACCAGCCCUGGAUCCUCCCGCUCUGGCAAACCCUUCAGACGAUACCAGCGCAGCCUGACAGACACAGCCUUCAUCUUCUCGAAAACAGAAGAGAGCACGUCAUCCUCCCCUUACAGCUCACCCCUGGUCUCCCCCUUCUCCCGUGCUCCUAAUUCCCCCAUCUACCGUUCCACGUCUCCCCCAAAAAGUCCUGAUUUCCGCCCUGUCACCUCUCCACAAAGGCCCAGAGCCCCAAUGUCACCGCCCACAUCACCCCUUCGCCCUGCCGCUCCAGUCUCAGACCUGCCCAGCUUUCCACAAACUUACAACCGAGUUCAGGCUGUUGUUGAGCCCAAACCCCAAUCAGCCACAGAACCUUCUGCCCCUCCUGCCUCCCCUAGUCUCUUGGGAUCGUUGUCCCCCAGUUUAGUAAAAAUCAAACCCUCUCAGUCACAUACAGAUGACCUGCCACCGUCACCCCCAAAUACCGCAACCAAGCAAGAUCACUCACCUAUCUGCUUUGAGCCAGGUGUAGCUCCACAGGCUCCAACAGCUCUUCUUCCAGAGAGACCAGAGCCAAACACAGAUCUCAACACAGCCACUCUUGUGCACACUGAGCUAGAUUCAGACACUGGCUACAGAGUGCAGGCUGUACUGGUGGAGGAAGAUGAGGAAGAGGAUGUGGAGGAGAAUGAAGAAGAUAAAGUUAAAACGCAACCACAGCCUUGUGCUGUUACCACAGAACCAGUCCAGACUGAGGCAGAGGAGCAAGAGCAUGAAGAGGAGGAAAAGAAUGAGGAGGAAGAGGACAAGGAGGAAGAGGAGGAGGGAUUAAAACAGGAAGCUGAGCAUGCCCCACUGGAGGACCCAGUGGAGGUAGUGCAAGAGGAAGAGGAGGCAAAGGAAGAUGGGGAGGAGAAUGACCAAUCAGAAGCCAGUCAGACUCCCGCUGAGCCUGCUGAGCUUUCAAAGGAAGAGGAAGAGUCGGCAGUCAAUGAUGACGAACCAAUUUGUCAAAUAAUCAAACACGAGACUGUCGUCGCGUCAACCAAUGGGAUCACAAAUGGAGACCAGAAUCAGAAUGGCAUAGAGCGAUCCUUGAGUCCAUCGGACACAGAACUCAGCUCGCCGGAGCUGACUGGGAGCUACGAUCUUCAUAGCACAGCAGAAGAGGAUGACGUUAAUGAGGAUAAGGAACAGAUGAUCACAGGAAAUGGACAAGAGGUUAUAGCAGAGCAACAAAUGUGUGUCCGAGCUCUGUAUGACUACCAAGCAGAGGACGAAUCCGAGAUCUCCUUUGAACCCGGUGACAUCAUUAAGGACGUGGAAACGGUGGACAAAGCCUGGUGGAGGGGAUGGAGCAAAGAUGGCCGUCAAGGCUUGUUCCCUGCCAAUUAUGUGGAGACCAUAUAGACAGGCAGAGACACAGAAACUCACUCAGGGACACCAUCUCACAUUUGUGCAUGUUUUUUACCUUAAUCCUCCCACUGAAACUUUGUACUCUCUAUUUUUCUUGGAAGGAUAAAGGAACAGUGUGACUCCCUGUUUUGUAGAAAGCAUAAAGAAAAGAGUGACUCUCUAUUUUGAUGUUUUUUCAGCAAAACAAAAUAUUCUCACAAGUAUGCAGAAAUUACCCAGCCUCAUUUCCUUGGAUAUAAUAGCGGAGACCUUUUCCUGGACCAAAAUAACUUAUUUCCUUUUGAGAUACAGCAGGAAUGUUGGUGGAAGGGAUCAGAUCUCGAUGACAAAGGAUCACAAACCUGCUUUUCUUGUGAGAAACACAAACAGAUUUUUCAAGUGUAUCGUCGUCUUUUUGAUCCGCACAGAUAACAAGCAUUCCAUUCUGCUCAGCGUUUGCUUUGUGUGUUGCAUUGCUAAAAAAUAAUUUACUGCUUUUGACUGGUAUAUAUAAUCAAGAUACCUGUAUCACACAUCAUCUUAUAAUCACCCGCCUGUAUCUCCUGAGUUAUUUUGUAGCACUGUUGUCUUACUGACAGUCUCACAGCACAUUUUAAUUACCUGAACAGCAGCGAAACAGAAGAUGAACAAGCAGCAGAAGGAGGCACUGUGUUCACAUCUGUAUUUCUCUAUCACUCUUUAAAAUGGGCUAUAGUUUUUUCAUAUGGUGAUCCUAGAUUUUAAGAAAUUAAAGCCUUGUGUUCACACAGAUGAUAUGAAAAGAAAUCUUCCUUUUUUAAUCUUCUGUUAUAUCUUAAUCUACACUGUAUAUAAGAAUGUAUAAAAACAGCAAAGAUCUUUUCAUUUUCUAUACAUGUUUGUAUGUUUUAUGCUUGUUUGAUGGUAUGUAUGUUCUUUGUAUUUACUCCAAACUUGCAAAUAUAUAGCAUCUAUAAACUCAAACUUCUUUAAAGUGUUUGUAUCUUGUUUUAUUCUUCAUAUUUACGGAAAACAGAAACUGUGAUGGAUAUUAUCAUUUAGUUUUCAACCGUUUUAGGGAUGCAC